GUUCUUGACCUAGAGAGAUGGUCACUAGCCGAAGAGAGACUGCUGAGCUCAUUGCAUGCAUACAGCCGAAUCAGUUUUCUGAGCAGCAUAGAAAUGCUGUUGCAAAUUAUGUUCAGAACCUCAUUAUGAAGUGCUUCCCUUGUCAGGUGUUCACCUUUGGCUCUGUACCUCUAAAAACUUACCUGCCAGAUGGGGAUAUUGAUUUAACAGCAUUCACUGAGAAUCAAAGUUUGAAAGACAGUUGGGUCAAAGAGGUACUAAAUAUUUUAGAGAGUGAAGAGAAGAAUGAAAAUGCUGAAUUCCAUGUGAAAGAGGUCCACUACAUCCAAGCCGAGGUGAAAAUAAUAAAGUGUCUGGUAGAAAAUAUUGUUGUGGACAUAUCGUUCAACCAGCUUGGUGGUCUAUGCACUCUUUGCUUCCUUGAGGAGGUUGACAAUCUGAUAAGUAAAAAUCAUCUAUUCAAGCGUAGCAUUAUCUUGAUUAAAGCAUGGUGUUAUUAUGAGAGUCGUAUCUUGGGUGCUCAUCAUGGCCUUAUUUCAACUUAUGCACUGGAGACUUUGGUCUUGUACAUAUUUCAUGUUUUCAACAAUUCCUUUGCUGGACCACUUGAGGUACUUCAUCGUUUUUUAGAAUUUUUCAGUAAAUUUGAUUGGGAUAACUUUUGUGUAAGUCUCUCGGGCCCAGUGCCCAUUAGUUCCCUUCCUGAUAUGACUGCUGACUCUCCAAGAAAGGAUGACGGAGAGAUACUACUUAGCAAAAUGUUUCUUGAUGCAUGUAGUUCUGUUUAUUCUGUUUUGCCCGGUGGCCAAGAAAAUAUGGAACAGUCAUUCAUUUGUAAACAUUUCAAUGUCAUUGAUCCCUUGCGUACAAACAAUAAUCUCGGUCGCAGUGUCAGUAAAGGUAACUUCUAUAGGAUUCGUAGUGCUUUUGCUUUUGGAGCCCGUCGGCUGGCAAAGUUACUUGAUUGCCCAAAAGAAAAUUUAAUUGCUGAAAUCAACCAGUUUUUCAUGAACACAUUGGACCGACAUGGAAAUGGUCAUCGUCCUGAUGUUCCUGAUAUCUAUAAUAUGCAGUUGGUGUAUUUUGAUGAGCCUGAUGGGUCUGAAAGUUUUAGAAACCACUUGAGCAAUAAACACGGGAAAGAAAAUUCUAAUUGUCUUGAAUCUGUGGUGGAGGUGACUCGAGUAUCUCACAGAUCAAAUGUUUCUCCAUUCCUGCAUGAUGAUGCCUCCUUUAAACAGCUGUCUAGGCCGGAUCAUGUCUAUGGCGUUUCUCAUACUGAGACUCAAAGACUAAUGCUGGCUUAAAUGGUUCCAUCACCGCUGAUAAGAGGCAGCAGAAGUUACAGAAUGAUUCUAAUGGGACUGGAAAUACCCAUAAAGGUAAAGGUUCUAGACCAGGCUUCUCAAGGAAUGAACAACAUGCCAUAUUUCAUCUUGCAAGGACACAGUCUAGUCCAGACCUGUCAUUAAAUGAAGCUCCAUAUAAAGGAAGGCAUGGAUAGGGUUGUCACUCCAGGAAUCUCAGAUAACAGCAGGAGAAGGGAUAGGGGCCCUGAACUUUUGGACAAUCAUGGUACAAGAUUUUCAACUAAAAACUCACCAUCAUCAUUGUCAGGUGCUAGUGUUAAUUACCAUCAUUCUGUUGCAGAGACCAUGCAAAUGCAUCAGGAAGAGCAAGAUUUGGUCAACAUGAAAGCUUUCAGGAGCUAUAAUUCAACUGGGCAGGUUCCGGUGUCUGUGAAUGUAACUUCUGUUCUUCCAUGUCAUUCAAAUCCACUUUCUGUAUCAGUUGGAUAUACUCAGAAAAACCUUGCUGCUAUGAUGCCCGCAGACAUUCUUUCUUUUGAGUCCAAUUGGGACCGAAAUAUGCAUUAUUCUCAAGGUUUAAUGCAUCUGCCAGUAUGCCAAUAUCUUCCAAGCGUUGGGGUAGCCUCAGAUCAAGAAGAAAUGGAUGGGCUGGUUGAUGGUAGUUUGUUAUCAACGGAGCCGAAUCAAGUGGGUGGUCAUAAUGGCUUCUGGUCUGCACAGAGUGUGAUGUCUGUGAGAAGUGGUGAGUGUAGUAGUAAACCUCUCCAAGCUCAAUCUUUGGAGGACAGACAGCAGUUCGCUUCAGCAAAUUCUAACCUUUCGCAAUCAUCUCAGGUAAGCGGCUCUAAUCAUUUUACACUGAAAAGUCAUGAAGUGAUUCCUGAAGAGAGAGGAUUCACUGGGGAAUAUUAUGGCGAACAGUCACAGUUUCAAAGUAUUGGAGAAAAUGACUUAUAUUCUACAUCCAAGUCAAGGAGCACAUCCACCUCAGAGUCUACUUCCUCAAGAAACGAAUUGUCUUCUGAAAAUUACUGGGAUGGAUCACCUUUGGGAAUGUCCAAGCCAGUAGCAGAUGACCACAUAAGAGAUUGGAUUCCACUUUCAACAGUGGAUACUGAUGUGGAUGAAAGGUUAAUUUCUGAAGCUACUACUCCACAUUUUCAGACUCACCCUACACAUGUUUAUAAAUCAGCACUAAUGAGGGGAUCAAAUUCAAUUUUCCCAGUUGCUCCAGUGCUUGUAGGUUCUGAAUCAUGGCAGAGAACUGUUGGUAACCAUGGGAUUUUACCAUUUGCAUUUUGUCCCGCUGGGCUACCAGUCACUUUUGUAACCAUGCUUCCUGCAUACAAUCUAACUGAGAUAGAAGCUUCAAGUAAUCAUUCUGAAAGGGGAGGUGAGUUUAAGAAUCAGCAAAAUGGACUACUGGAUCAUUUGAAUUCAGUCAAAAAUCUUGAUCAUCCAGAAGCUCUUAAUACUGGUACAACUAUUCAGAAUGUUGCAACUACGGAGGGCUUUGGCAAUUUCAAGACUGACAUGCUAAAUAGUGAUUUUGCCAACCAUUGGCAGAAUUUACAGUAUGGGCGUUUUUGCCAGAAUGCUCAACAACAGUGGCCCUCACUUUAUCCGUCUUUUUUUGGACAACCUGUCUACUUACAGGGAUAUUUUCCUGGGGAUCGUCCUGAAAGACCUAGGAA
Molecule: messenger RNA, 3004 nt
Organism: Carica papaya (papaya)
Lineage: Eukaryota; Viridiplantae; Streptophyta; Magnoliopsida; Brassicales; Caricaceae
Source: RefSeq, a predicted model, not a curated record